Leguminivora glycinivorella is the source of this 3086-nucleotide messenger RNA. RefSeq lists its product as uncharacterized. The transcript has 7 exons. The record is from RefSeq and is a predicted model, not a curated record. Lineage: Eukaryota; Metazoa; Arthropoda; Insecta; Lepidoptera; Tortricidae. The coding region runs from base 510 to 1127 and encodes 205 amino acids.
GACAUGUUUGCAUGAGUAUGAUUGUGUGAACGCUGGUGGGUUGCCAAUGGGCAGUUGUGCUGAUGGCUAUGGAGUAUGUUGCGUGAGUGAGUAUCAAUGAUCUUGCACAUUGACUUUGGAAUAAACUUGAGGCCAGUGAGUGGUGGUCGCUGUCGCUACCACUCGUUCUUGUUCCUUAUCAAGCACCGAUAAAAAUUUUGGCCAAUGUUUAGUAUGCUGUAUAUUGGUAUUUAGUACCUAUGCUGUAUAUGCUAUAUAUUUAGAUUUCCAAACUUUCAGAUCAGUUUUCUUGUGAUGACUCCACCGCUGCACCUGCUGGAUGGUUUGUGAACCCAGGCUACCCGGAUCUUAACACGGAGAGAUUAGCAUGUGCUGUAACAAUUAAUAAAACAUCAGAAAACAUUAAACAGAUUCGGUUGGAUUUCUUAAAUUUUGAGCUAUUACCGCCGACAGCGGGAUCAUGUGAGCAAGACCAAUUCGUGGUGUCCGGACAGAAUGUGAACAGUAUUAUGCCGAUACUGUGCGGCGUUAAUACUGGCCUUCACGUUUACGUCGAGGUUGGCGACGUGAGUGGGCCAAUAACCUUGUCCAUCCAAACAGCUUCAGCGGACAGCAGAUUAUUUGCCAUUAAGGUAUCACAGUUAUCCGCUAGCGACGACUUAGCAGCACCUACGGGAUGUUUGCAGUACUUCAAAGGACCAAUGGGUUACAUGGAAUCGUUCAACUACCGUGACACGUCCGACACGUCAAUCGCUAAAACUCCAUCUUAUUUGAACAAUCUUAAUUAUGCAAUGUGCAUAGAACGGGAGCCUGGAUCUUGCAGCAUCACGUACACGAAUGCAGGCAUUUUGCGGAUCACCAAUUACGAUUCGGACGGCUUACCAGUUAUCCCUCCGGGCCAAGCAGGAGUGGAGAUCUUUAACUGCCCCAGCGACUGGUUGCUCAUAUCAGCGGCGAGGCUUUGCGGAGACCGGUUGAACGACGGUUCAGUUCUACAGGACUUUGGCCUUGAUGCGCCUAUUACAGAUAAUGGAGCAGGCCCCAUAGUCGUGUGGUUCAGGUCGGAUGAAGGAUACGUGGCUCGCGGUUUCAAAUUACAAUAUCAGCAGAAUUCAUGUAGCUCUUAGAACAGUGGUGGUUAAAGUACGGCCCGCGGGCCAUGUCCGGCCCUCGAAAGGUGUAUUCGGCCCGCCACCGGUCAUUCAAAAUAGUGUAUGAUGAUAUGGCCAGCACAGUAGUGAAAAUGAUUUUGUGUAAAUCUGACCUAUUCCCUCAAAUUUUGGCCCCCAAUGAAAAAAGUUUGUCCAUCAAGACAAUCAAUUUCAUAAAUAAGUCUCUAUUUCAGAUAUAUUUGAACAUUUUACCGAGCAUUCUAACGCCUUGACAAUGAAUGCGCGUUCAGAUGGCUCCGAUGUAUCUGAUGGCUGAACCUUAGUCCGUUUUCACAUUAUCCGAUCCGAUAUCGGGUGCAGGAAGGAUUUCAAAGGAAAAAAUCAUAGAUGGCGCCUGUAAUGUAUGGGAUAUCGGUCCUACAUCCGAUAUCGGAUCGUAUAAUGUGAAAGAAAACGGACAUAGUCUAAAGUAAAACCUCCGUUGAUAAAAAAUCAAAAUGACACUCAUUUUGUCUUUGAAUUUAGUUUUGAGUGUAUGAUACUAAUUGCUAACUUCUACAAAUUGUGUAACUGUAGCAGAGCAGAUCUGUAUUAUUAUGAUUGGCAUACCUAUUUAAUACAAUUUAUAUCGGUCAUGGCAAGUGUGUGUAUAGCCAGCAUAAGUAAACUCAACAAUAUUAAAUACCAUAUAAAUACCAAAAUAGUUUUAUUUAAGUAAUUUUUCUUAAGAAUAUCAAAUAACAUGUGUACUUUAAAGUUUAUUUAGACAUGUAUAAUCUAACAACAUCAAUACUUGUGAAUACUAUACCAAAAUCAAUGAAACCAGCAAUUUCCUAGUUCCACUUUAUAUUUUUCCUCAUCCCUGAAUCCCAUUUAAAGUUUACCAGACCCAAAAGUUAUACAGUGAAACCUCGACACGAAUCUCGAGAGAUAAGGAAAAAAAAUUUCUUAUAAUAAAAAAUCUAGAACAUUCCUUUGCUAAUCCGCUAAUAGAUAACGUGCCAGCCAAACAGAAUAUGUGUUGCUAUUGUUUUAUAGAGACAAUAAGAGGGUAUCUUAGUAAGUUUCUUGUAGGUUUUUAUUCGUCUCUAAAGGUUCUUGAGUUACAGGAGGAGACACCAAUGAAGAAUUGCCGAGACCAAUAGAGGUAAUUAUAGAAAAUCGGAAAGUACAAUUACAGAGGAGGUUAGUAAGUAAAUAAUAGAAUUGGAGAUACCUCUGUAAUAUAAUAGAACAAUACUCGUACAAAUAUGUUUUUGAGUUGAACGGUCAAAUUUCAUUUUCAAGUUGAGUGAGAAUGAAUUACUUCAUUUUAGUAUGGUUAAAUAUUUCGAGUUUUUACGUCACUGGCUUUGAUUGAACGGAAGGGAAUGCAAAUCAAAUUAAUGUUAACAAGGAUUUCUCUCCCAAGCCUUAUUAAGAUCAGAGUUAUCAAAGUUCCACUAUUCAUGUAAAACAUUUAUCAAUACAUAAGUUACUAUAAAAAAUACUGUUUUGUAAUCUGCAAAUGCAGCAAGUAAGGAAUGUAAGGAGCACAUAGACUAUUGAAAGUAUAUUUUAAACUCUACUACAUGCAUUGAAUCCUCCUCAGUACUUGUGUAUAUAUUUUUUUUAUAUAUUCCAAAACUUUAUUUGAACUUUUAAUGAGUAACAAAAGGUUCCAAAAUCAAAACAAAUGCUUCCAGGUCUGAGGAGGAUAUAGGUGACAUUUUAUAAGCUGACCGUUUUUUUUUGUAAUUAUAAAUGGGCUUACUCUUGACCACAGACUAGCCAAAGGCAAAGACGUGGCCUACGAUGCCUAGUUUAGCACCUGUUUAGGGAAUAGUUUGUAAACAAUGAUAUUACUGUUUCCUUUUUUUUACUUGAUACUGCAGAUAGUAGUAACGGAGAGAACCAACCAUCAGCUCAUAAAAUUUGAACUAAAUAUACAACCUAAUACUACAACAUUAUGACUUAUCUUAAAUCAUGUUGUAA